AUGUAUAAAGAGUUUAUAGAAUGCAGUAACGAUGGAAAGGUGAAAUGGCUGGGCAAUUUGAAUGAUUUAAAAGCCUUUAUGUCCGCAUUAUUCGGCGAUGUCGGCAAGUGGAGUUCGCCCGGUGGCGGUGCUAAAUCAUAUCGGAAUGAUUUAAUAUCUAUUAACUGGUAUAUACACAAGAAAGCACUAAUCUUCCAUGAUCAACUAGGAAUUGUACUAAAGAACAAACUAACUGAUCUGAGUGUAAAUAAAAUAUCAGAUCCUGACGAAUACAAUCAAUUAAACGAUCCAGAAGGUGACAAAGAUUGCAUGGUAUUUGCAGUCGUUUCUCGUUAGAUAUGAUCGAAAUAAAGUCAGACCUCAAACAAAUGAGUACAUUAAUGAAACAUUUUUAUCACGAAUCUACUUCAGCCAAGCGCCGUUCCACCGAUCAUCUUUGUAGUGUAAAUACAUGUGAAGUGGGCAUUCAGACGGAUAUCGAAUUCACUCAAUAUCCUAACCAGAGCGGAGAGCGUUGUGCAAGCAGGUGUAAUGAAUUGUCGACUGAAUUCGAGGGCUUAAAACUCGAUUUGGUGAUCUCCGAGUCGAAGAUUGAUAACAAAAUUCGAAUCAAUGGCGAUGCAAUAAAUCAAGUUCAGGCAGAAUUCGCCAUUAUACAAAAUCAGCUCGGCGAAGUUGUUCAACAGGUCGAUCGUUUAGUUAACACAAACGAGAACAUCAACACCAAAAAUGCAAUAAUAAUAACAUUGCAGAAAGUAUUGUUAGAACGGCUAAUGAGAACAAUGGUCUUAUCAAUACCAUUGAAUCACUAUGCAAUGGGCUGA
Molecule: messenger RNA, 824 nt
Organism: Paramuricea clavata
Lineage: Eukaryota; Metazoa; Cnidaria; Anthozoa; Malacalcyonacea; Plexauridae
Source: the annotation of a GenBank genome assembly